Molecule: messenger RNA, 4562 nt
Organism: Diceros bicornis minor
Lineage: Eukaryota; Metazoa; Chordata; Mammalia; Perissodactyla; Rhinocerotidae
Gene: GABRQ
Product: gamma-aminobutyric acid type A receptor subunit theta
Exons: 9
Coding region: 225-2321 (698 amino acids)
Biological process (GO): regulation of membrane potential; signal transduction; monoatomic ion transmembrane transport
Cellular component (GO): neuron projection; GABA-A receptor complex; synapse
Molecular function (GO): neurotransmitter receptor activity; extracellular ligand-gated monoatomic ion channel activity; GABA-A receptor activity
Source: RefSeq, a predicted model, not a curated record
GGCGCUGCGUCGGGCAGAGCUGCUGGGGGUCUGCUCCUCCCGGGCUCUGAGCUCUGGCCCGAUCUCCGCGCUCCCUGCUCCCUGUACCCUCGCUGCCGUGUCCUUAGAGGCGACUCCUAGCGACCCCUCAGCUCCCUUUAGCCCCGCACUGCCCCCGCCCUGUCCCAUUCCCGGGCCGCGGACGGCCGUCUCUCGUACCUUCUGGCCCCCGGAGCUCCGCGGCCAUGGGCAUCCGAGGGAUGCUUCGAGCCGCUGUGCUCCUGCUGCUCAUCAGGACCUGGCUCGCAGAGAGCAAUGACCCCAGUCCUACCCCGAAAUUCCACUUUGAGCUCUCCUCCACUGUGCCUGAAGUCGUCUUGAACCUCUUCAACUGCAAAAAUUGUGCAAAUGAAGCUGUGGUUCGCAAGAUUUUGGAUAGGGUGCUGUCGAGAUAUGAUGUCCGUUUGAGACCAAAUUUUGGAGGUGCCCCUGUGCCUGUAGGAGUAUCUAUCUAUGUCUCCAGUAUUGAACAAGUCUCAGAAAUGACUAUGGACUAUACGAUCACGAUGUUUUUUCAUCAGACCUGGAAAGAUCCACGUUUAGCAUACUAUGAGACCAACCUGAACCUGACCCUGGACUAUCGGAUGCUUGAGAAGUUAUGGGUCCCUGACUGCUACUUUCUGAAUAGCAAGGAUGCUUUCGUGCAUGACGUGACUGUGGAAAAUCGUGUGUUUCAGCUUCACCCAGAUGGAACGGUGCGGUAUGGCAUCCGACUCACCACCACAGCGGCUUGUUCUCUGAAUCUGCAAAAAUUCCCUCUGGACAAGCAGACCUGCAAGCUGGAGGUGGAGAGCUAUGGUUACACAGUUGAAGACAUUGUAUUAUACUGGGAAGGCAAUGGGAAUGCCAUUCAGGGGACUGAGAAGCUGCACAUCGCUCAGUUCAGCUUCCUGGGAAAGACGAUGACUAGCAAAGAGGUGUUUUUCUACACAGGUUCUUAUGUGCGCCUGAUACUGAGGUUCCUGGUCCAGAGGGAAGUCACCAGCUACCUUGUACAGAUCUACUGGCCUACAAUCCUCACCACUGUUGUCUCUUGGAUAUCAUUUUGGAUGAACUAUGAGUCCUCUGCAGCCAAGGUGACAGUUGGUCUGACGUCAAUGCUCAUCCUGAACACCAUCAACUCACAUCUGCAGGAUAAACUACCCCAAGUUUCUUGUAUCAAGGCCAUCGACAUCUAUAUGGUCAUAUGCUUCUUCUUUGUGUUCCUGUCCUUGCUGGAAUAUGUCCACAUCAACUAUCUUUUCUACAGCCGAAGAGGACCCCGGCGCCACCAUAGGCGACGCAGGAGAGCACGAAGAGUCAUGGCCUGCUAUUGCUACCAGGAAGUGAAGCUGCAGCCCCUUGCACACCAGAGACCCCAGGAAGAGAUGAUUCUGUCAGUGGAAGAGAUCAACAAUCACAUAACAAAUGCUGAUGAGGAAAGCCCUCACCCACCUCCCUCCCCACCAGUGCUUAUUCGUGUAGGAUGUGAUCUGACCAACUUCAUAAAUCUAUCUACUAUCUCCUCAAAGGAUGACCAGGUUAACAUAGAAGAUGAAAAUGGCUCUCCGUCCUCCAGACCAGUGCAGGCCCACCUGGCAAGCCAAGAAAGCCUCGGCUCUUUGACCUCCAUCUCAGUGCAGGCCCCACUGGCCACCUCAGAAAGCCUCAGUUCACUGUCUUCUCUCUCGGGCCAGACCAGAGAAAGCCUGAGUGAUCUCCCCUCCACCUCAGAGCAGGCCCUGCACAGCUAUGGCAGUCACUUUAAUGGUUUCGAGAUUGAUGACAGCGUUAUUCCUACUGAAAUCCGCAACCAUGCUGAGGCCCAUGGCUUUGCUGAGACCUGUGACCCAGAAGACCCUGAAGAGAGCUCUAGCUCAGAUGAGAACCAUGGCCAUGGCCCCAGUGGGAGGCAUCUGCUUGUCCACAGCCUGAGGUAUGUGCAAGAAGCAAGCUUCAACCUUGAUGAGAUCCGUAGCAGCCUUGAUGAGAUCCGUAGCUUGCCUGAUGACAUCAAAGUUGAGAGUGGCUACCUUGACCUUGAGAAGCAACUCAAGUGUGAUGUUGACAGUACCUGGAGCCUUAACGUUGAUAAUUUCAUGGGCUUUGACCAAGACAAGGACAGUAACUCAGAGUCUGAUGACAGUUGCCCCCUGAGCCCUGGGUGCUCCUUCAGUGAAGGGUUUUCCUCCAAGCUCUUUCACCCUUACUACGUCCCUAAGGUUGACAGGUGGUCCCGGAUCCUCUUCCCUCUUGCCUUUGUGGUGUUCAACAUUGGUUACUGGGCAUACUAUAUCAAUUAGUCCCACAGUGCCCCAGAGCAGCAGGGACACUGUGCUAUGCUCCUUUCAUAGUUAUUUCGGUUCUGUUUUGCCUUCUUUGUUUUAUUUUGUGGUUAUUUGGGCAGUCAAGUCAGCUCUAAUUUUCUCUUUAUAAACAUGAGGUGGAGAGUAGUUGGAAAGGAUGUGUUCUGACUGGAAGGAAGGAGAUUGAAGGAGGAGUUGGAGGUAAAUAGCACAUUGAUUUUCCUUUCCUGAUAAAAGAGUAUCACCUUUUCAAAGACUUCUAACAGCUAAUAAGCACAGAAAAGCCCUGGAAAUGUUUAGUAGACAGAGAGGAGCCAGGUUGGGGAACAGAGGAAGGAUCUGAGCCCUGAGCGCAAACAUUUCUGGGAAUUUUUCCAUCCCCCCGAGGUGUUGAAUUCUCUUUUUCAUUGCUUUUUUUCUUCUGUUUUUUCCUCCUAGGGAUUAUGGUCCUUGCUCACUCCCCACUUAGGGUUUUACAGGAGAAAGUCAAGCUGAGUUGGCCUGGGGUGCACAGGAGAAGGGCUAGCCAUGGCUUGUAAGUGCAGGGAGCUGGCUCCAGGGAACUUGGGGGAUUUUGAAAGUGCCUUUUCUCCACUGUUUUUUCUGCUGUAUUUUGAGUGUGGUGUUGUGGCAGGGGGUUGGGAGUGGAAUGUGGGAGGGUGGAUGGGGUGCUGAGUGAGAUGUCAGGGUAAGUGAGAGAGCAUGUUUCCAGCAGGAGCUCGCAGGGAGUGCAUUAUGUCAGGUUGGAGAUUACUCAGAUGGAGCUGGCAUCUUUGGAAGGAUUGGAACUUCUCUUGUCUAUACUUCUGCUUCAGAAUGCUUGACAAUAGGGACUCAAUACCUCUGUCUAGGUCAGAUGCUGAGUUGAUCACUGGCCACAGAGCAGGCACUUGGUGAAUGAAGACUAGGAUUAGGAAAGUUUUGACUUGAUAUUUCACCAUCUAGUCUAUAAUAGCAGACAAACAACUCUUGUGAAUCUAUAUACUAAUCCUUUCUAUUUGUCUAGUGCAUAGUAAGUAUCAACAAGCUCACUGACCCAUCACAUCGUUGAACCCUCACAGGAGCCCUGUGAGUCAGGGAAGGCAAAGUGCAUCAUCCCCAGUGUUCCAAGGGGAAAAAAAAUGGAGUUUAUGUACCACGCUUGAGGACAUGCAAACAGUGAGUGGUGGAGCCACCUCACUUGCUCUUCCUUCUUCUUGUCCUCUUAACUCUCUCAACUGAGGCACUCCCCUUUAUCCCUUCCCCUUUACAAAAGGGGGUGCUCCAGGUUCUGAUUAUCUACCAGGCACUAGACCUCAUUCUACAGCACCUGUAGCAUCUCUGCAGGAAGAUGCUGGUGACCAGCCAAUGAGUGUGAACCAAGCAUAUGGAACAUGUACACUGCCCACACAGUAGGACUCCUAAGGGAAGUAGAAAGCAGCCUGAGCUCCAACUUGCCUAGCAGUUCCACCUCAUUGACAGAGGCCAUGUGAGAGCAAGAUUUGCCAAGCACUCAGCCUAUGUCCCUCCUUUCUCCCUAGGCAGCCUCUCCUGCAGCCCCUCAGCCACCUACCCUUUUAACUGUGUUUGUUUCUGUGUUUGCGUUUCUGUGUAUACCUGCGUGUGUAUGUGCAUCAAGGUAGUUCUUUAUGUACAUACAACCAUUUGAGAAGCUGUAUAGUUCUAUGUAUAUCAGUGUAAAUCUAUAUUGGUGUGUAUAAGAGUGUAUAUAUAACAACGUGUGAAUGCAUAUAUGUGUGUGCACACGCCUAUGAAGGAGUGUGUAAACUGUGACUUAUGUAUGUGUGUGCUUGUGUGUACACACAUGGGUGUAUUCUGUGUGCAUGUGUAUAAGUGCAUGUGUGCAUGCCCAUGUUUAUUUAUCUGAUUUGAAUGGGUGUGAAAGGAAACACAUCUGAAAGCAUAUGUAUUCCCUGUUGGUGGCUCUUCUAGAACCGCCAGAAUUCCCUUGGCCUGGUUCCACAUAAGAGGGGGCCCUAUUUGGCCAGGCUGCUUAACUGACUGUUUCUUUCCAAUUCCCUGUUCCAGGGAGCAGCAUCUCCCAGUCCCCAUCCACUCCUCUCCUCCUCCCUCCACCCAUCUGUGCUGUCUCCCGGAAAGAAGAUGCAUAAGAAUUGAAUGUAGUCCUAGGAAGUGAUAAUUUAGUGCCUUGAGGAAGGAAGUGCCCAAUUGUGGGAUAAGCUGGGAGUGGAGAACAUUUUUCUUUGUCCUGGAAGGACAUGUUUGGGAGUAACAAAA